Messenger RNA from Talpa occidentalis (Iberian mole), 2936 nucleotides. Its product is annotated as indolethylamine N-methyltransferase. The transcript has 3 exons. The record is from RefSeq and is a predicted model, not a curated record. NCBI's taxonomy places the organism in Eukaryota, Metazoa, Chordata, Mammalia, Eulipotyphla, Talpidae. Gene Ontology annotation, cellular component: cytosol. The coding region runs from base 13 to 819 and encodes 268 amino acids. Gene Ontology annotation, molecular function: amine N-methyltransferase activity; N-methyltransferase activity.
AGGCAGGAGGGCAUGCAUUUGGCCACCAUGGAGCGCAGCUUCACGGGAGGUGAUGAGUACCAGAAGAACUUCAUGCCCAGGGACUACCUGACCACCUACUACAGCUUCGAAGGAGGCCCCUCGCCCGAGGUGGAGAUGCUCAAGUUUAACCUGGAGUGUCUCCACAAGACCUUCGGUCCUGGCGGCCUCCGUGGAGACACGCUGAUCGACAUCGGCUCAGGCCCUACCAUCUACCAGUUGCUCGCCGCCUGUGAGGUGUUCAAAGACAUCACUAUGUCUGACUUCACUGACCGCAACAGGGAGGAGCUAAACAAGUGGCUGAAGAAAGAUCCAGGGGCUUAUGACUGGACCCCAGCUGUGAAAUACGCCUGUGAGCUGGAAGGGAACAGUGAGCGCUGGAAGGAGAAGGAGGAGAAGCUGCGUGCCGUGGUGAAGCGGGUGCUUAAGUGUGAUGCCAACCUGGGCAACCCGCUGACCCCGGUGGAGCUGCCUCCCGCCGACUGCGUGCUCACACUGCUGGCCAUGGAGUGCGCCUGCUGCAGCCUGGAUGCCUACCGAGCCGCGCUGCGCAACCUGGCCUCGCUGCUCAAGCCCGGCGGCCACCUGGUGACCACAAUCACCCUGCGCCUGUCGUCCUACAUGGUGGGGAAGCGCGAGUUCUCCUGUGUGUCCCUGGAGAAGGAGGAGGUGGAGCAGGCGGUCCUGGAUGCCGGCUUUGACAUCAAGCAGUUCCUGCAUAGCCCCAAGAGCUACUCGGCCUCCAGCGCUCCCAACACAGGGGUCUGCUACAUUGUGGCACGCAAGAAGCCUGGACCCUGAGAUAGGAAUCCCCCAAGGCCUGGCCGGGCUCGCCCAUCUGUCUGCUAGGGAGGGCUUAGCAAUGAGUAGUGCCUCGCUGCCCUGCUUUCAAACUACAGUCCAUCUUCAGAAAUUCUGAGACUGUAAUAUCCUUGUUUUAGAAUUCUAAGUUUCCAACAUACUUAGAAUAUUCCAUUUUCUAUUUUACUAAGCCUGACAGCUACUCUCAGAUGUAAUCCCACCCCCAGGGACAUGCUCUCAGAGUUUUUACCCAUAGUGUUACAGACAAGGAAGCCUCUAGAGAGUGGGGUGCUGGUGUUUCAGAACCGGUUCUAAAAGAAAAACAAAACAAGAAAGUGGAUGGGUGCAUGGUUUGUGGCAAUUCCCAAUUUCCAAGGUGUAAUUACUCCUACCGCCAUUGAUUUUGAGCUCCCACUGAUUUAACAACUGGCUCACAGAAUUCUUAAAAAUUUAACAAUUGGCUUUCAAGAGCUGACACGGGUCAGUCUGAGCACUCCCUCCAGUCAGUUGGCUGAUUUCACAACUUCAUAUACAGGAUGCCCAGUUCACUGAACUUCAGAUAAACAAGAAUAAGUAUGUUCUCAAAAUAGCACAAGACAUACUUAUCCUAAAGAAGUAUUUAUUACUUAUUUGAAAUUCCAGUUUCACUGGGUGCAUUUUUAUCUGGCAACCUUGCUCCAGACCUGGUCAUGCAGCCCGGAGGCAGAUGAGGCACAGGCCAGGAGUCAGGACUGGUGCUAAGACAUAAGGUGCCUCUGUGCAAAUCAGGAAAUGCUUACAGAUGGACAAACUGCAGGAAGGUGCCCUCUGGGCUGAUUAAUUGAGAAAAGGUGUCCUCUCUCCCUCUGGAAGGACUAUGAGGACAAGCUGCCCUUUUGGGGUAGACCAAAUAGAGAAAGGUGCCCUUUCCUUAAGGAUGACUUGGUUCCAUUCCUUACCCCCCCAAAUCUGCACCUUUGUGCACACCCUGCAGAGCUGGAAGUAGCAGCCCUGGUAAGAGUCAGGGGACCUCAAAUCUAGUCUCAGCCCUGCUACUAAAUGACUGGGUGAUCUUGGGUGAGUCUUUUCCCUUCUUUGGGUCUCGUACUUCCUUUCUGUGAGGUAGGGGAAAUGGGACCUAAUCUAACAACCUAUAAGAAAUUUUCAGGAGCAGAAAAUCAUUGAUAUAAAAUAUUUUGAAAAGUAAAAGAUUUUGCACAAGUUGAGUAUUGAUUUUAUUUCCCUAAAGGGGAGCUGAAAAAGCUCUUGAAAGUUACUGAGUUCAGUCCCUUUGCUGUUUAGUCAGAGAAGCUGCGGUCCCUGAGGAGACUGUGAGAGAUUUGCCAGAGACACACAGUAAACUGGUGUCAGAGCUGGAGUGAGAACCAUGUUGCCUGACCUGUGUCCCCUCCUGUGUACCUGCCUUUCUACUAGGCAUCCCCACAGGCUUGGGAGGACCCAACAAUCCCUCUUCCCUUGGGGUUCUCUUAGCAAAGACUUGGCCAGUAAUAGCAAUCCUGUCAGUACGCUUCAUUUCUUGGGUCACACUUUACUACAGGGAACAUAGAGCUCUCAACUCUUCCCCAAAUGGGUCUAUGUGACUAGACUCCUCUUUGGACUUGUCUGGAGAGGCACCUAAUGGGAAUAGUUUGUAGAAAUGCUCACGGUGGAAUGUCAGCUGGAAGAGGGAGGUGGGUGAACCAGCAAACACAGAGACCCCGAGAAUGUGUGCCUGGGAACAGGGACCAAAAUGAGGUCUAGUAGAGGAAAUGGACCUUAGGGAUGAGGGUGUAUUGAGCAUUUGAAGUUUCUGAGGGAUAUGGUUUCUAUAAAACAAAGAUAAUGUGUGUGAGGGAGGGAGAGGUUGAGGAGGGAGAGGUUGCUGAGGGAAAAAAGCUACAAAUGUGUCCUUCCUGAAGUGUCAGGGCCUCUACAGAGGACUCGCUCCUGGGGCGGCUCAGCUGAAGAGCUCUAGCUGUUUGGGAAGAGGUUGGGCAAGGUGAGGGCAAUUGGGGGGACUUGUGAGGCUGCCUUGCUUGUUAGACUGGGACAAGCAGGGCUGAGUGACAUGCUGUGUACCCGCCAUAUAGCUGCCUGAAAAUAACAUGUAUUCACUAUGUGCUUAAUAAAACAUUUCG